CAACUCGGGCUGAUAAAAAGCCGAAUGGGCGCGGGCUGUCAUUCACUCCUCGGUCAAAUCUCGUCAAGUUGAGAUUCGAUCUCGUUUCCUGUAGAUUUCUGAAAGAAGAUUCCACUGCGCAGCGAUGCUUCGGUUUACGUACAUCAUAUUUCUUUUAUUGCUGGUGUCUGCAGCGGUACGUAUCACUACAUGCCUUGAUGGUGGAACGCCCAAGACACUACAACAGAUGUCGGUCUAUGAGGAUACAAAAGCUCUCUUGCGUCUGGGAAUGGCCAAGAGGAACUCUGAAAGCUAUAAGGAACUUGACUUUCGACCUGGAAAAGGCGAUUCCAGAAUUCCAGGAGUUGCAACAGCAGUUGGAAGGUUCACGAUGAGAAGCGUGCCACACAAACGAGAAACGCCGAAUGUCAAGUUGCCUCACCAGAACUCCCAUAGACCACUGGACUUUGGCGGACAUGUGCGCUCACUUAGGCACUCUCCUCCCAAUCCACAUUUUUAUAACGAGAUUUAUAGCGGUCCUUACAAGCCGGUAGCACCAGAGGGCGUUGACAACAGCUGGUACGUAGGCCCUGAUCCGUCCCUGAAAGCCCAGGGUAAGAGAAAUGAGGAAAAUAAGGAACCCGAGGUCGCAAAUGACGAUUCACAGCAGGACCAAGAACCAGUCCCUGAGAUUAGUACUAACAUCGACGCUCCAACUUUGCACAAAGCACCUGUCACUUUCGCGCCAGAAGUAGCUCAUCAAGAGGCUGAAAUAUUAGCAGACGACCUCGACGACAAGCUCAAGGAACUCCCUCCCAAGCUUGUCCAUUUGUAUUCCAGGAACCCUUCAUUGCUCCUGCGAGCAAAACCACUACGUCAAGCGCCAAAGCUUUUCCUUUGUCCUGGUGAUAUAGACGGUGGAUCCAUCGACAUUGAAACUCUCACUCCUGGCGAUGGGUUCCGGCGCCCUCACGAUCGUCAUCUGUUCCCGCCACUUCUUCAUAAGCCUCGUCUCUGCAUAUAGGCUGAUCUGCAGGAACUGUGUGAAGAAGACCUGGCUGGCGUAAGACUUCAAAGAAACGUAGGCGUACUUACUUUUAGAAACUGGAUGUCUCUACUUAACUGCCAACAAACAUCGAGGCGAGAUAAAAGAAGAUUUGAUCAAUCAAGCAAAAGAUAUCUUGAGUCAGCUCAGUUCAUCUCAGUACUAGACUAAUACUGAGACACGUUAACUGUUUUCUUUCUGUCCACUGAAUAUAUUUUGGGACUGCAUUUUGUAAACAUUGUUAUAUAAAUGUUUAUUUUUGAAA
Macrobrachium nipponense is the source of this 1289-nucleotide messenger RNA. RefSeq lists its product as uncharacterized. Lineage: Eukaryota; Metazoa; Arthropoda; Malacostraca; Decapoda; Palaemonidae. The transcript is spliced from 4 exons. The record is from RefSeq and is a predicted model, not a curated record. The coding region runs from base 125 to 1003 and encodes 292 amino acids.